Linum tenue is the source of this 1292-nucleotide messenger RNA. Lineage: Eukaryota; Viridiplantae; Streptophyta; Magnoliopsida; Malpighiales; Linaceae. The record is from the annotation of a GenBank genome assembly.
GCCAGACUCUCCCUCUUUCCACCUCAUUAGGCAAAUUUUCGUAAAAAAAUUGCAAGCGCAUGCACAACAGAGAAUAAGAAGCAGAGGACAGAAUCAGGAUCAGGAUGGUGCAGCCAUCUCCAAAACUCCAAUCUUUCUGGAACCACCCUGCCGGCCCUAAAACCAGGCACUACAUGCAGUGGGAGAGAAUUGAGGAAGAUGGGUUGUUUAUUAUACGAGUUUUAACAGGAUUAGGAUUCAUUUUUGGCCGUGGGCUUAGGGUUAUUAUUAGGGUUUCGAGUGUUCCCCUUGUUUAGUACCAAGGAGAUUAACAGAACAGAACAGCAAACAAGUUUCCCCUGCUAGUUAAACGCCCCAGUAAUUAGUAUGCGGUGGAGGAAGAAUGAAUAUGAGGAGAUAAUAGUGUACAACCUGAUAAUGUAUGCAGUUCAUUUCUGGGCGCCCACUUUCAAAUGGGCAAUCAGCCUUGCCAACGUUGCUGACUUCGUCAAGCCCCCCGACAUGGUCUCUUACCCGCAGCAGCUUGCUGUUGUGGCCACUGGUGUUAUAUGGUCUCGAUACAGCAUGGCCAUUACCCCGAAAAAUUGGAACUUGUUGAGUGUGAAUGUAUGUCUGGCUGGAACUGGGUUGUAUCAGUUGUCACGCAAGAUCAGGCAUGGUUCUAUGGCAAAGCCAGCAAAAGCAGCCGAGCCCAAAGACUGAUUCUGUGAUUCAUACAUGGAUAUCAGAAGAAUUGCCUCUGAUCUGUUCUGUCGUUGGUCGUGUUUUCUUGGUUUUCCAUUUUGAAGGGAAUAUGUAUAACUAUGAACACAAGUUUUGUACUGCAUUUUGCAAGGACGACUCCAUAAAAACAUCAGCAGCCCUUUACAUUUACUCAUUCAGAAAGCCAAUCUGUAUGAUUGUAUCAGCUGCUUACUGUUAUGGGUUGACCUGUUAUCUUCGUGUGCUGAACUCCGUUACGAUGGAAGAGUUAUCUGUGUCAGGUUUCUCCAUAUAUUACAUUACAUUAGCCGCAAGCAUGAACAGAGAGACUUGCUAGCUAGCUCUCACCCUUACUAGCCCUUAAUCGGCCUCCUCCUAUCUUUAAUGAUGAACAAGUUGUUGGUAAUAGCCCAGAUGGCUGUCGUAUCAGCCAGUUGGGUGCUCUAAAAUGUCUAGCGGUGCUAAUCGGUUCGGUUUCCGUUAAUUAUUAAGUACAAAAUAAAUAUCGAAAACUGAAAUGAUAAAACUUUUUGGUUAACCACUUGUUUUCGGUUAGCGGUUAGAUUUUCAAAUGAAUUCUUAUAUUUGGU